Molecule: messenger RNA, 826 nt
Organism: Solanum dulcamara
Lineage: Eukaryota; Viridiplantae; Streptophyta; Magnoliopsida; Solanales; Solanaceae
Product: 40S ribosomal protein S9-2
Exons: 3
Coding region: 88-681 (197 amino acids)
Biological process (GO): translation; positive regulation of translational fidelity
Cellular component (GO): cytosolic small ribosomal subunit
Molecular function (GO): structural constituent of ribosome; rRNA binding
Source: RefSeq, a predicted model, not a curated record
UUCAAAGGCCUAUUAGGGUUAGAUGAGUAUAUAAGAGUAUCCUUCACCUUCUCUCCGAUCCCUCGACAGUGAAGGGGACGAACAAACAUGGUGCACGUCUCUUUUUAUCGCAACUAUGGGAAGACCUUUAAGAAGCCUCGAAGGCCCUACGAGAAGGAGCGAUUGGAUGCAGAAUUGAAGCUUGUAGGAGAGUAUGGACUAAGGUGCAAGAGAGAGCUUUGGAGAGUUCAGUAUGCUUUGAGCCGUAUCAGGAAUGCUGCUAGAAUGCUUCUGACAUUGGAUGAGAAGGACCCACGACGUAUUUUUGAAGGUGAAGCUCUCUUGAGGAGGAUGAACAGGUAUGGAUUAUUGGAUGAGAGCCAAAACAAGCUUGAUUAUGUCUUGGCACUCACCGUGGAGAACUUUCUUGAGCGUCGUCUCCAAACACUCGUGUUCAAGACUGGCAUGGCAAAGUCAAUUCAUCAUGCUAGAGUGCUCAUCAGGCAAAGGCAUAUCAGAGUUGGUAGGCAGGUGGUGAAUGUUGCUUCCUUCAUGGUGAGAGUGGACUCCCAGAAGCACAUUGACUUCUCCCUCACUAGUCCGUUUGGCGGUGGGCGUCCUGGACGAGUCAAGCGAAAGAACCAAAAGGCUGCAGCCAAGAAGGCUGCUGGUGGUGAUGGAGAUGAAGAGGAUGAAGAGUGAGCCAAGUGCGAACUAUCUUAGUGUUUGGAGUAUUUGGCUUGUAGUACUGGCCUAUCUUAUUUUUCUGCAAUUUGUGGUUACCUUCUAGUAGAAAGAAAUGUAUUAAACAGAAGUUUCUAAUUUUGGAUUUUGCGCUGUUUUAAGA